GAAUUAGUAGAAGAAAGUACAUUAAAUGAAGGCGCAAUUAAUGAAAAGGAUGUUGCUAAUGAUACUAAAAAAGGACAAAAGUAUGAACCAGAUAAACAUGUAUAGUCGCAUCAAAUAGAAAAACAAAUUAUUGCUUCUAGUUCUCAGAAGCCUAAUUUAAAUGACCAAAAUUAAAACAAAGAAACCACAGCACUGGUAUAUCAGCCAAUGGUUACAGUGGAAGAUGCAAGCAUGAUUGAGGCAACAGUCAUUGGAUUUGAUGGUUCUGAAAACCUAAUUUAUGAAAACAUACAAUGUUAUAAAGAAGAAAUAUCUGAACAAAUAUUAACGGAAGACCAAAUUGAAAACAUGAGCCUGAGCCCUAAGUCUCGAUGUGCCAAAAAUAAUGACAGUCCAUUAUUGAAUAUGAACCAUGAAAGUGAAUCACCAAUAGAUGACCAAGAAAUUGAAGGAAAUGAACAACGAAGCUCUGAAGAAGAAGAGUCUGACUGGUUACAAAAUAUUUCAGAUUCAGAAGAUUCAGAAGACACAGAAUCAGAAGAUUCCAAUGGAGGUUUAGAUACAUCUUCAGAUAAAGACAAAGACAUCAAACACAAACAACAAAAUAAAAAUCCAACUAAUAACAGACGAAAUAAUACAAAUACCAAAUACCAAAAACCAAUUCUAAAAGAAAAUAAUGGCAAAGGUAAAAUAAUUCACCUAUUAUAAACCUAUUCCUACCUACAUAACUAUUCUGAAUCAAUAGUACAUCAUCCAACAAAGAAAAAAAGUAGAUUAUUUUCG
Molecule: messenger RNA, 783 nt
Organism: Nasonia vitripennis (jewel wasp)
Lineage: Eukaryota; Metazoa; Arthropoda; Insecta; Hymenoptera; Pteromalidae
Product: leiomodin-3-like
Exons: 3
Coding region: 208-708 (166 amino acids)
Source: RefSeq, a predicted model, not a curated record